AUGGCUGAAAUACACCAGCGCGAGUGUUCGUCUAUCACAUCCUCGCCACGCAGGAAGCCACCUCCAAACAGUGCAAAGAUUCCCGUUCCGUUCAGCUACACUGCGAGCGACGACGGCACAGACGAGAAUCUUCUCGUUCUCCUCCACGGCCUUGGGGACACACACACUCCGUUCACAAAACUAGGUCGGUCUCUCAACUUACCCCAAACAGCCACCCUCGCUCUCCGCGCACCAGAACAAAUACCGUUUCUGUAUGAACAAGCUUAUCAAUGGUAUGCUUCCUUCGAUCCGCUGGGAGACCUUAUCGAGCGUCCGAACCCGACACCGGCUCUUGACCUACUUCGCAUCGUUUUUGCGCAUCUGAUCGAUAAUUGCAACUGGCCAUCACAUUGUAUUCACCUUUUCGGAUUUGCUCAGGGAGGGAGCGUAGUCGUCGAGAGUACCAUUUCUUGGUGGAAAGGCGAGCUUGCGAGGACUAGGAAGUCGCGGGUAGUGGAGAACAGAGAAGAUGACGACAACAGAGGCGGAGCCACUCGUCAGCUGGGAUCGGUGGUUACGGUUGGCGGACGUCUCUUGUCCUACCCUACGUUGGAGAAACCUUGCCCAACGCCGCUACUUAUUUUCCACCGUGGCUCGCUACCGAAGACCGCAAUCUCAUCGUUUUACAGGGCCUUUACCCAGAUACAGGAGGUGAACAGACAGGAUAAUGUACAGGACGAAAGCAUGCCUCGUUCGAAGGAUGAGUGGGAACCUAUCAUGCGCUUCUGGAGUGAGGUUUUGAGAUACAGGACCGGGGAAGGCCUUUACGAAGUAAUGAGUGGUGCGAAGACUCGAUAG
Pisolithus orientalis is the source of this 837-nucleotide messenger RNA. RefSeq lists its product as uncharacterized. Gene Ontology annotation, molecular function: hydrolase activity. The record is from RefSeq and is a predicted model, not a curated record. Lineage: Eukaryota; Fungi; Basidiomycota; Agaricomycetes; Boletales; Pisolithaceae. The transcript is spliced from 3 exons. The coding region runs from base 1 to 837 and encodes 278 amino acids.